Molecule: messenger RNA, 2396 nt
Organism: Salvia hispanica
Lineage: Eukaryota; Viridiplantae; Streptophyta; Magnoliopsida; Lamiales; Lamiaceae
Gene: SAUR21
Product: ARM repeat superfamily protein
Biological process (GO): protein ubiquitination
Molecular function (GO): protein binding; ubiquitin-protein transferase activity
Source: RefSeq, a predicted model, not a curated record
UUCCUUUGAAAAUAAACUUUAGCAGAAGCAUCUUAGUUUGGUCCACUUUCACAUUUCACAGCUCAUUUCUUCCAUUCUUCUUUUGAUUCCACCACAAGUCUUCACCAUAUUCCGUUUCUGCAAUUCUCAUCUUCAAUAAAACGAUUAUUCCAUCCUAGAUUUUUUUUACUAUUUAAUUGAUUUAUGGCGGUGUCGGACGAUGCUUUUCCGGUGAGGAAACGGCGGCCGUCGCUAGGAGCGUUUGUGUCGCCCAAUUUGUCCGAUCAAAAGCUUCUGGAGUCGCUGCUCGUUCUAUCGCAAGAUGUUUCUUCGCUGCGGCCGCUGGGGAUUCUUCUCAGGAGAAUUUCUGCUUCUGUUAUCAGAAAAUCGAGGCUGAUUUCGGUGCUUUUUGAGGAGCUUGUGCGGAAUCCGAUGACUGUUUCUCCGCCUUCCGCGGCUAUGUGCUAUGAAGAAUUGCACAUAGUUUUGCAGAGAAUUAAGGUGCUAUUGGAAGACUGUUCCACCUGUAGCAGGAUGUGGCUUUUGAUGCAAAUUCCGUCGAUUUCGAGCUCGUUCCAUCAUUUGAUCGUUGAAUUAUCGACGCUGCUUGAUAUCUUCCCCGCGCGAGAUCUCAAUUUGAGUGAAGAUGUUUGUGAAUUGCUCGAUUUGAUUAAGAAGCAGUGUUCGGAAACCGCCGCAGAUCCCGUCGAUGAAAACCUAAGAGCGGAGGUUCUGAAAAUAAUGGAGAAUAUCAAACGAGAAAUCGCUCCUGACCACUCCGAGCUACGGCAGAUUUUCGAGCGGUUGAAUUUGCGCGACUCGGCUAGCUGCAGCAACGAAAUCGAGAAUCUGGAAGACGAAGUCCAGAAUCAAGACGACGAGAAAUCGAAGGCGGAGGUAAUCGCGCUGAUCGGACUCGUGCGCUACGCGAAAUGCGUGCUCCACGGCGCCUCGACGCCGCGAAUCGAAACGAGGCGGCAGAAAUCGGCGGCGGAGGGGAAUAUCCCGGCGGACUUCCGGUGCCCUAUCACCCUCGAUUUGAUGCGCGAUCCUGUGGUGGUCUCCACGGGACAGACAUACGACCGCACGUCGAUAAUCCUGUGGAUCGAAUCGGGUCACGCCACGUGUCCGAAGACAGGUCAGACCCUGACCCACACGCAGCUCAUCCCCAAUCUGGCGCUGAAGAGCUUGAUAUCAAUGUGGUGCCGCGAGCAGAGGAUCCCCUUCGAGUCAACGGAGGUCAACGUCAAGGCUAACGGCGCGGGUUUGAAGAACAAGACGGCGUUGGAAGCGAUUAAGAUGACCGUUUCCUUCCUCGUCAACAAACUGACGGCGUCAUCGCAAACGGCGGAUGUGAUCGUCAUCGACCGAUUAGUCCACGAGCUUCGCGUGCUGGCGAAGACGGACUCCGACUGCCGGAAUUGCAUCGCCGACGCCGGAGCUCUGCCGCUGCUGGUCAAAUUUUUAAGCUCCGACAACCCUAGCCUACAGAUAAACGCCGUUACGACGAUUCUAAACAUGUCGAUUCUGGAAGCGAACAAGGCGAGGAUAAUGGAGACGGACGGCGUACUUAACGGCGUAAUCGAGGUGCUGAGAUCCGGCGCCACGUGGGAGGCGAAGGGGAAUGCCGCGGCAACCGUGUUCAGCCUCACGGGGGUGCAAGGGUUCCGGAAGAAGCUGGGGAAAAAAACACGUGUCGUGAAGGCGUUGCUCGAUUUGGCGAAGGAGGGGCCCACGGGGCCCAGGAGGGAUGCCAUGGUGGCGAUUUUGAAUCUGGCGGGGGACAGGGAGGCGGUGGCGAAGCUGGUGGAGGGAGGGGUGGUGGAAAUGGUUGGGGAGGUUAUGGAGACGAUGGUGGAGGAGGCGGUGGCGGUGCUCGAAUUGGUGGUGAAGCGCGGCGGAGUGAUGGCGAUCUCGGCGGCGUAUCACGGGGAGAUGAUGAAGAAGCUCACGGCGGUGCUGAGAGACGGAUCGGAUAGGGCGAGGGAGAGCGCGGCGGCGACGCUGGUGAACAUGUGCCGGAAAGGGGGAUCGGAGAUGGUGGCGGAGCUGGCGGCGAUAAGCGGGAUUGAGAGGGUGGUGUGGGAGAUAAUGGGGACGGGGACGGGGAGAGCGCGGAGGAAGGCGGCGACAUUGUUGAGGAUUUUGAGGAGAUGGGCGGCGGGGCUAAUUGGGGAGCAUUUUAGCACGCAGCAUUCCGCGACAUCUCUGGAUAUCUCAACGAGGAUUGUACUGCCUGCAUAAACAUUUGUACCUUUAGAAAUUAUUUGUUCCAUCCACAUUCAUUUCAUUUAUAACUUUUUUCUUCUUCUUUUGUCUGAUGUAAAUGGGUUCAAGCCAACCUACUAGAUGGCUAAAUUGUGAAUUCUGUUAUACACUUCUAUAUACAAAUCUCAAUUUUCCAUUUACAAUCACUA